Molecule: messenger RNA, 6347 nt
Organism: Austrofundulus limnaeus
Lineage: Eukaryota; Metazoa; Chordata; Actinopteri; Cyprinodontiformes; Rivulidae
Gene: fbrs
Product: fibrosin
Exons: 18
Coding region: 1267-5016 (1249 amino acids)
Source: RefSeq, a predicted model, not a curated record
CACAAUGCACAGCAGCACGGCUGACAGACAAGGGUUGUGUCGCCCUCAUUUUCACCAUUACUCCCCUAGRUUCGUGGAAACUUGUGAACGAACAGCAGCGGAGCGGUUCCGUUUCUCUUUGUAUAUAUCCACUGACUGGACUCUGUGAGGUUAAGAGACCGAUAAACGACGGGCAAGACGGUUUAACUUCUUCCAAACAUUGGAUUAUUAUAAAAGAGGCUGCAUGAAGGAGCUGCCCAGCCCAACGGGGGGCUCGAGUCGACCGACAUCCUGGAAAUUGACACCGAGGCUUUAAAAUUUGGGCCUUAGGCUUKAUUUUUUUCUUGUUGUAAAGGAAGACUGAAACGAUAGUUCCCCGUGAUUACGAGGGGUGUCAAUAUUCGUUAGAUGAUUCACAUUUUAAGAAUGCCAUAUGUAAUCUUUGUUUAACAUCUAAAGGAUUUUUGCGGUUGAUUUAUCGGGCUAACGCUAGCCGCAGUGCUAACGUUACGUCUUUCUUUUGAUGUGAUGUGAAUUCAACCAUCGGCCGUCAACAUCUCGACAGGAGGAGGAAAAUUAGCUUUUUACUAGUUAGUUAGCUUCCAGAUUCACUGCUCGGUUUGACAGACAUUAUGGAUACGUUGCAACAAUACCGUCAGCUCCUUUAAUUACUGUCCAAAAAAUUUGUAAUAUUACGCGUUAGCCGUGYUAGCAAAAAAGAGCUAAUCACCGACCUAACGUCAACAAUCCCGAACCAGACAGCUCUUUAAACCAUUAAGAUUUAACUUCAGUUGUCAAGAUUACCACGUACAAAUUUACAUUAUUACCAAACUGUAUGAUUUUAAUAAUACACUUAUUAGUGUAAUUAGCUUAUUUGGUGUUAGCCCAGUAAGGUUUUUAUUUGAUAMUAUAUCCUGUUAGAUACAUUUUUUCCUGUUUACAUGUGUUUAUCAUCUGUAAAUAAUAGUCCGCGGUAGAAUUGGGUAUGUCCUUUCUGUGUUAUGUCGUGGAUCUGAGUUUGUGUUCGGAUUUAUUGAAAUGACACUAAAGUUUCGCAGAAAGACGGGCGCUGGUGCCAGUAGACUGUUGUCAGAGGACGGUAAAUAAUAAGAGCCCCUGGUUCCAUUACACCGUUUAACGGGGGGUCCAGUUGAAGGCCUGUGUGGCUUUAUCUUAUUUAUUUUUUAUUUUUUUCCCCCUCUGCGGUUCGGUGCCUUCAACCGGACCGGGAAUUAAAUAAAGUGCCUUUGGUCCUGUUGGAGUUACAAAGGGAGGCGGUGUUCGAACAUGGAGGGCCCGAGCAGAAGCGCUGCACUCAGACAUAACCGUCGGUCCCGUUCCCAGCGCGACAGGGAGCGGCGGCGGAGGAGGGUGGACCUGGCCGACGCCAUGUCCCUGUCCUCGGGCUCCGAUCGUGAGACUCGUGGGACCAACAGCGUCCUCGGUCCCGGUGGGAGGGAGUGUCGGCCCGGAUAUGGGAGACACAGGCCUCCACGUCGGAGGAAGAGGGAGUCCGUGUCCUGCGAGGAAGACAUCAUCGAUGGCUUCGCUAUCGCCAGCUUCAUCAGCUUGGAGGCUCUGGAGAUGGACUGUUCUCUUAAGCCCAGUCAGCGCAACGAUAUUCUGGGGAGGAGAACCAAAGGAAAGAGGGGCCCGGAGGAAAACGGYGGAGGGCCGUUGUCGGAGCCCGAAGAAGGAGCCCCACCAAGCAACUCCAGCAGCUGCUGGAAGAAGAAUAGUAAUAAAAGAAGGAAAAUAGAGGGUCCUCACUUGGAAACUGGUUACAUUUGUGACACUGAGAGUGAUGCAGGAGACAAGGCCUCCGAUAAUGACAUGGAUCCAGUGUUCACAGUCAGCACUAGAAAAGUUGUGGAUCCUGCUCCUGCAAACAUGAGCACAUCCGUGGGUAAAACGUGCCCCCCUCUGUCAGCACGCUGUGGAGGGGUGUCACGCUUGAUGGUGACCCCGCGAGUGUCCGGCCUGGAGCGAAGUCAGGAGAAAAGCCUGGAGCUGCACUUCCCAGAGCCCAUUUCUUCUACCUCUUCAGUUUACCUUCCUCGCCGGUCUUCCCACUCUCCGGUCGCCGCCUCGAGCUCUGUCCCGCGGUCCAGCCCGAUGAACGGGAACAGCGCUCGCCAYGGCAGCCCGCCACUCUCCAAACCCAAACCCUUCCUCACUUUGCCUUCACGGUCCCACCCUAUUUACAACAGGAGCAGCACCCCAGUCAAGCCUCCAUCAUCUGCUGCCUCAUCCUCCUCAAUGCGUCCUCCUACUCCCUCCACCAGUGUCUCUCUGCCCUACAGUCGAGGUUCGGGCUCCUCUGGGCCCAUCCGACCCCCUUCUCGAGCCAACUCGGGGGCCAUGUUCACUCCCUCACCCGGUCUGCCUCCUCCUCCACCUCUGCUACCUCCUGCCAACUCAACAGCAGCAGAGCACGAGGGCAGACGCAGCGUGCCAGGGGAUGAAAAUAACUCGACGGCGACGGGCCGCGCCACCCCCGGUGCUCCGUCGGCGUCGAGCUCCGCCUCAAGCUCCUCCGGCCGGACGUCCCAGAACCAGACGAGCAUCCAGCCGCUGGCCUUCCAGUUCCAUCAGCACAACCACCAGCACCAACACACGCACACACACCAACACUUCACACCCUUCCUGCACCCCUCAGCCACCGCACCUCCUCUGUUCGAGAAGUAUCCUGGCAAAAUGGACGGAAUGUAUCGACAUCCUUUCUUUCCACAGUACCCGCCACCCUCAGUGUCAAGUAUCCAGCCUGUGAUUCCUCCCACCGGACCUUUUAGCUCCUUGCAAGGAGCAUUUCAGCCAAAGCCUCUUGUCCCUCAGGGAACGGCUCCUGAUAUCACCGCACGACUUGGGGUUGUGCCUCACCACCUGCAGCCCAAAGACCCCAGGCUAACUGAUCCUUUUGGGACAUCGUUGAAAAUCAGUAAUAAACCAGGAAAAUGGUGUGCUAUGCAUGUAUAUGUGGCCCGGAUGAUUUUAAACCACCAGAGAAAUGUAAAGCUGAUGCAGGCUGAUCCUCACAAGUUGGACUUUCGGAGUGAUCCACUGGCCCGUUUUCCUGGAGCUGUGGGUCUGGGCCAACUGGGUCCUUUGCCUCCAACUCACGACUUGACCAGACCUCCCACUCUCUUCCCAGCUGCAGGUGCAGUCAAUCCAUCUUUAGCUCCUUACAUCUCCUCCCCAGCAGCACACUCCUCAUUCCUCCCACCGGCUGCUCACUUAGGUAGGAGAAGCUUUAAAGAUCCAUAUGGUCGUUCCCCACCCUUUACUCCACUUGGAGCUCUUGGUUCUGGUGCCUUUGGAGGACUUGGCAGCCCAACACUGGCUGGCUCUGUGUUUGGCCCUAAAGACCCACCGCCCAAUGCGAUUGGGGGUUUGUCCAACUCCAACCAUCACGACCCGUGGAACCGUCUACAUGGUGGUCCUUCUGGAUUCCCCGCAGCCCACAGCUGGGCUAAAGCAGCAGAGAAAAGGGACGAGAGGGAUCGRGGGAAGGACGGAGAGAGAAGAGAGAUCCUCCACAUCAAGGAUGAAAAGGACAGAGACAACAUGCUGUAUGGCCGACAACCUGUGAGAAUGUCUCCAGUCGCGCCCUCCUUCAAGCCUCGCAGUAGCACCCCAGUCUCCCACAUAAACGGACACAGCAGUGCCCUGGGGGGGAGUGGUGGACCCAUGGAGGACCUGACACGCAGCCUUAAGAGAGACAGAGACGGAGACAAGAGGCCAGUGCCAACAGUGUCCUCGAGAGGUCCCCCUCUUGGCCCUUCAUCUUUAGUAGCAGACAGGGACAGACCGCGGUCUUCCUCAUCUUCAGUGCUCACUACUCCGCCACCUUCCAGCCGCUCCAUCCCGUCUCCUCUGGACCUUUACCCUCGCUCACAGACUCAGAUGGUGCACAGCCUCCACAGCGACCCUUCACACCCCCAAAGAGACAGUAACCUCCCUGCUUCGUCCACAGCUUCUUCCUCUGCUGCUGCUUUGUCUCAGAGCAAGAAGCCCGACCGCACCACAACGCCUCACUCUAAAGCUCUGCCUUUCCCGACAGUUAAAGUCAAAGAGGAGAAGAAGGAAGAGCCAGAGAACUCCAGCUCUCUCCAUCCUUCUGUGCCCAGUCACAGCUUCGAACGCCCCAACAGCCACUCACACCACCACAGUUCUGGCACUCCUUCAUCUUCCUCGCUGUCGCUGACUCCCACGCCCCUCGCACCACCCACUUCAAACACUCCCUCCCACCUGCCCCUGAUGGACCGCUCUAGAGCUAUUGAAGCACUGAUCGCCGGUCCAGAACGUUUUUCGCACGGUCACCCUCAAGGACCUCCCCAGGGUCCACACAGCUUCACCUGGGACCCCUGGAGAGAUGCUGCAGUUCAGCAUCGCAGGGAAGCUUUAGCACUUCAGUCAGAUCCGCAUCUCGCCCUGCGGUCUGGUCCGCACCUGGCCCGGCUUUUCCAUCAGAGACAAUUUCUAGAGGCAGAAAGGGCUGCAGCUGUAGCUGCAGCAGCCGCCGCGGCUGCACCUCAGCACCCUCCCAUUUCUACCUCCACUCCCUCCUCCUCUGCGGUUCGCCAGGAGUUCGGCCUGAUGGCCUUUGAUCGCACCCCUAACAUGCUCAUUGACGAGGAGCAUCGAGCCCAGAUCCUGAGGGAAAACUUUGAGCCUGCUCGCUACUUUGGGCUACACCCACACCUCCCUCCUGGCUCUCACCUUUCAAGCCCCGCCGCCGCUCACCUGGAGCAGCUCCAACAUGGCCUUCUCCCCCACCACCUCCCCUCCGGACCCGGCGCUGCUCCCCAUCACCACGGCCUGUACUCCCGUCUUGGUCCCAUCGCCCCGCACCACAUGCCCAACGGCAUCUUUUCAAAGACCACUGCAGACUUAGUGGGAGCUCUGUCAGUGGGGGCACCACCUCCGCUCAUUCCGUCCAUCACCAGUCGAUCGGCCACGCCUCCUCGUGGUUCCAGACUCGGAGGGCCAGGUGAGCUGGCGCUUUACAGCACCCACAAAGAUGGAGAGUCCAGAUAGUACUGGGACAACACUGGAGGAGAUGAAGGGAAAUGUCAGGAUCACUGUGCUGCUCUCAAUCUGUCCACUUUUCCCCUUAGAGACUACUAAACCUUCCUAAAUACACAACCAAACCAGCUCCAAACACCCAAGGAAAAAUAAAUAAAUAAAGGAAAGAACACAAAGAGUAACCACGAUAGGCUGGAGCUGAUGGUUGGGAUGAAAAUGCAAGACUCUCAAAAUGCUUGUUGCUUUUAUCAGUGCAAUUUAAAGGUACAUGGUUUCUGUACAUCCUUUUGUGUAUUUUUGUUUUGUUGCAGGUUGUUAAUUACAGUUCUGAGUUUUAGAAGCUGUAAGAAGAAGCAGAAGACCGAUUUCUUUUGUAUAUUGGGUGAUUUAUGAUCCAGCCUGUUUGGGGGUAUUCGAAUCGACUUCCAGAGAGUCAAACAUCUUAAAUCGAUGUUUUCAUCUUCAGCUUGGUUUAACAUUUUAACAUCCUCCAGUUUUUAGCAUAAAUUAAGUAGAAGGGUUUUAAAAACAACAGUGAAGUGGUGCUUCUUCGUGGUUUUGUCCGUUGCUGAGAAAAGACAGAUCUGUGAUGAGACCAUUUAAUUAGYAUCAGUAAACAUCAUACCUCAGUUUCCUGGUUUACCCAAAAGUAUAACUCCAGACUUUCACCUUUACUGAUAAUUUGUUUUUGUUUUCRAAGGGGUGUAUGGUAAAAUGAACUGUGCUACACUGUGUGUGAGAGUGAMCACAGUAUUUUAGAGCUUCCUUUAACUGUUUCCCAUUCUCCUCUUGACUAUAUGAGCAGGACCAGAUUAUAGUAGUCUAGAGAAAUUGCCUUUGUAAUUAUUAUUCGCAACAUUAAUUAUCUUCUAUAAUAAUAAAUAUAUUCAUUGUUACGUUAUUUGUCAUUGUUUGSUUAUCAACCAGCACUCUCUCCACAGGAAGUAAAUCAUGCUGAAGGCUUGCUUCACGGGAACCUUUUUAAUGCUUGUGGACAUUUAAAAGCCUUAUCCGUGGCAGCCUCUGGCCACUUCAAGGAUCUGAACUGAGCUGAGAGCGAGGUUUGCCUUCGAGUCACUGGUUGUGCGCUGUUUGUUGGGACUGUGGGAGCCCUGUACAUUGAACUGUCGAGUUGUUUCGUCAACAAAAAUAAGUUAUAUACACGGGGGGAAAAAAGUGGAACAUCUGCUGAAGAACUGAAAACAAAAGGACGUGUCAAAAUGCAACAGUGGGUGUCCUGAGAGGGAAAAGACUGGGUCGGAUAUUUUAUUAUGACCAUUUUAUACCUUUCAAACCCUCCCCUAGAGACCACAAAGAAUAAUUAUUAAAUGAAUUGUUGUUUA